Molecule: messenger RNA, 3984 nt
Organism: Conger conger (European conger)
Lineage: Eukaryota; Metazoa; Chordata; Actinopteri; Anguilliformes; Congridae
Gene: znrf1
Product: zinc and ring finger 1
Exons: 5
Coding region: 649-1296 (215 amino acids)
Source: RefSeq, a predicted model, not a curated record
CAGUAGAGACGAGCGCGGAUAUGAGAGAACAGGGGAGCGGCACACAUUGACCCGAAUCUGCGGCACACAGAGCGCACAGCAGACGCCGCCACACGCCGUCGGCAGAGGGACAAGCGGAGAGACGGACAGACUGCAGUAGUUGGUGUCAUGGUGUGCCCAGUAGACCUGCAUUCCGAAGUUAAAUAAUAUUUCAAAGGAAGGGACUGCGGUUUGAGAGCGGCUUUCGGUUCCGCUGCUUCGCUGCGCGCCUCUGUUGUGAUUUGAGCAGGUUGUCCUGUAAUUUUUUGAAGGGGACAGAACGAGUUACAUUUUGUCCUGCCUUUCAAAACCACUAGGAUUUUUGUCCUUCGGUUAAAUUCGACUGACUCAUUAAUCUAUUCUUAUUUUUCCUUUGUGAGGGCGAUACGGGACUUUCAGUUUGCUCAUGUUCCGGUUAGGGAAAUGCGCUGUUGCGUCUGUUGGGCACAGCUGGUUUAGUCAGACUUGACAACCCGUUUUUUUAGCUUGUGUCUGUCGCUGCCCGAAGCGGAUCUGGGGUUUCUAGACCUCAACAGACAGGGCACAUCGGGGCCGUUUCCUCUGACGGCUCUCAAUUGACAGCAGACCCCCGGUUUAUAGAACCUCGUACCGUGUCCUCUGGUGCUUUGGAUGGGGGGUAAGCAGAGCACAGCGGGGCGGCCCCGGGGAGCUUUUCCCGGUGUCUCGACGGAUGACAGCGCAGUGCCACCCACGGCCCACUUCGGGCACUACCGACCAAGCGGCGCAAUGGGUUUGCGCAGCCGAUCCGUGAGUUCCGUGGCAGGGAUGGGCAUAGAUCACAGUGCCGCGGUGCCAUUCGGAUUUUACACCGCCCGAGGGACUGGCGACACUGACAGAGCCGGGGGAGAUUCUGGGUCGAAUACGGCUCAUGGAAACGGUUACCAAGAAACGGGCGGGGGGCACCAUACGGACGGUAUGCUGUAUCUGGGAUCUCGGGGGUCGCUCGCAGACACCUUGCCCCUGCACAUAGCGCCCCGGUGGUUCAGCGCUCACAGCGGCUUCAGGUGUCCGAUCUGCUCCAAGUCGGUGGCGUCCAAUGAGAUGGAGGUUCACUUCAUCAUGUGUCUGAGCAAGCCCCGCCUCUCCUACAAUGACGACGUACUGGCAAGGGACGCGGGGGAGUGUGUGAUCUGUCUGGAGGACCUGCAGCAGGGAGACACCAUCGCCAGACUGCCCUGCCUCUGCAUCUACCACAAAAGCUGUAUAGACUCCUGGUUUGAGAUCAAUCGGUCCUGCCCUGAGCACCCCUCUGACUGACAGCCAGAUCUACUGCUAUAACAGGGCACUUUAUGGACCUAACUUGGAUAUCUGGACACUGAAAUAACCAAAAAACAAAAAAAAUAUUACUAUUCAAUUUAAAAAACAAUCAACCAACUAACCAAUCAACAGAAAACAUAGCAGACUGACUGAAACCAAAUGAAAAGAAAAAAAAACAUCCAACCAACCGACACCUCGGAACAAGAUCCAGAGCCCCGUCCCUUUUACCCUGGCCCCUCCUCAGCCCUCUCUGCCCCGCCCCCGGACCCGCCCACACAAACUCUGCUGCUGUGACCCACCCCAGCUCUGUGCCUCUCAGGCCCUGAACACAAAGCCUUCUGGAAGGUGAAGAGGAGCAGGAGGAAGGAAACUCUAGGGGGGGAGGAGCAAAAAGAUGAUGUCACACUUCCUGUGUGGAGGCGGGCCUUCCUGUACGUGUCAGCACGUUUCAUGCUUGUGCGUUUUGUUUUUAUUUUCUAACGAGAUACCCGAGUGUGUCGAGCAACAUGGAGAGAGACAGAGUUGUGCUCUGUGUGUGCAUCUGUGUGUCAGACAAAGACUGUGUGUGGCUUUGUGUGUGCAGUAUGUGUGUGCGAGACCGAGAGAUUGUGUGUGAAAGACAGAGAGAGAGAGAGAGCGAGAGAGAUUUUGUGUCUGUGUGAGAACUGGUGGUGGUAAUAAAAUGACAAUGGGCUCUAUUCUUGGUCACACUUUAUUUGGGGAGAGAGGGAGUGGUAUGUCAAACUAAUUUAAAGCAGGGGUGUCAAACUCCAGUUCUGGAGGGCCGCUGGUGGCUUUUGUGCUUUCUGUUUAAUCAGCAGCCAGUCAAAGCCUUUGAGGAUGAAGUGUGUGGACUCUUUAGCCAAUGAACAGAAUUGGCGGUGCCGAAAUGCACCAAAAACCAGCAGACACUGUGGCCGUCCAGAACUGGCGUUUGAAAGACUGAAAACAAGCCUGGCAGCAGAGGUCAAAGGUCAGUUUGGGAUACUGUUGGUCUCAUAAAUGUUUACAGAUGAGAUGUGUUCAUUUUCCCCUGCAGUAUGCAUGUGUGUGUGCGUGUGUGUGUGUGUGUGUGUGUGUAUUGGGUCUUUCCUUCAUGCUGAUGUUUACAGGUCAUUGAAAUUAAAAACAAAAAUUGGACAAGAAUUUUUUUUUUUUUUUUUUUUCUCUCCUCUCUUUCCUUUUUCAAAUAGCCUUUUACCCAGGAGGUUCAGGCCUUGCAGUAAUUGUUGAUAUCGCGAGUGUAAAUGUUGCUUUCGGUUUUAUAUUUUCUGUGUCCUGCUGAAGUCACGUCAUUUUUCGAAUAAUCGCUGGACCGGGAUGAGCAGCCUUGACAUUAAUGUAACUGAGCAUAUGAGUACAAUUUCGGCAUAUUCAUUAAACAGCCAUCAACACCGCCAAACGCAGAGGAGUAUUGUAAUGGUAAGAGGAGCUCGGGCUUGCUUUGACUGCAGGUUCACCUAAAUGUCAACGCAACAAAUUCAGCAAAAAUGCUCUGCAGGUGCGUUUGGGAAUUGGGCCUAACUAAUCCCUCAAAACAGGCAUUAAGUGUAGGCAACAGUUUGUACUUUAUGUACGGAAUGCAAAUGUUACACUGAGCCGCAUAUGUUAAAAGUAACCCCUUCACUUAAUGUCGAAUUUGUGGAAUCAAAAUGAUCAGCGUUUCAAAUGGGUCAGAUCAAUUACAAAUUCAGCGCGACCAUAUGAGUUUGGGUCGGUGAAGAUAAUCCAUAAUCCGAAUUGAGCAUAUCAAACAGUGUACCAAGUGUAUAAUUAACAGCUAAACUGGACGAAAAUGUUGCCCUCAAUGUCACCUUAAGCACCGCUACCAAGAAGACAGUCACGAAUGAGGAUACACAGGUGGAACAGUAAACCGUUAUUAAGCGACGCGUUCCCGAUCUUAAGAAUUUAAAUUUUUAUCCCCGCUGUUUCGGGCGCUCCUGUUGCGUUUAAGUGAUUUUACUGUGAAGGCCGUGUAACCCACAAGAGGUUUUGAAAAUAACUGGUUGCAGAACCGUCCCGUGGUGUGCGGGAAUCCCUGUAAAAAGGUUGUGUUGACUGAACGCGCUCUGGAUAAAAUAGUGGAAAAAAAUAGAGAUUACUUGUCAUGUUGUCAAUUUAAAAUACUGUAAAAUUCAUAAAACAAGUAAAUUACGAUUUGUUUAUUUUUUCAUGACGUGCGUUUUUAAGAACCUGUUUGUAAAUUGAGAUCCUAUUAUGUUUUUGUUCCCCCCCCCCCCUUUCAACGAUUAAAAGUAGCCUAUAGGCUAUUUAUGUAACAAUAACCAAUUUAAUUAAUCGAAACUGCCAGCUCAGCAACUACCAACUCAAUCGAUUUGUGUGAUAAGUCAUCACAACAUACAUAUCACAUAACUUGUUGGGUCAAUCAAUUUCUCAGAAUCUUCUCUUCUAUGUUAGCCCCGCCCCCUGUGACCAUCUUAUUGGUGCAGAGAACACACCGGUACGGUUCUGUUGAUUUGCUUUUGUUAUUUUACUGGAUUUUUCUGAUGUGAAUGAAUGCCGUUUUUUUUCAGAGAUAAUUGAUGCUGGUGGGAUGACCUGCCUCCUAUUAUGAAUCCUAAUAAUACAAAAGAAAAAUCUAAAUGUGUGUAUACGUUUUUAAGAUGUCCGGCAACGGAAAUGUAAAAAAAGGCUGUGUUGGGAAUUAAAAGGGAUUUAUUGACAGUG